CAUGACAGAGAGACACGCGCAGAGAGUGAGAAAUACCAACCGUGUGCGCACACACUCACACCGCUCAUGGAGACGCUCCAGUCCUCCAGUGACCUGAAGCUGUUACCUCCGCUGGAAAGUGGAAUCGGAACUUCGCCGUAAGCAAAGAGGCGAGCCGCAAGCUCACAGAGAAACACAAUCAAGUGAACGUUAUUGUUGUACCAACUCGGAGACAGGCGACCACAGCUCCACUCUGUAUAUCUGAGUAGCCUACAUCAUCCGCGGAUAAAUAAAGACCAUAGAAUAACAUUAACGUUCGAUAAAGGCGAGGCUUACUGACGGGAUGACAGAAGUGAUGAACACCUGUGAUUCGACGGUGGGAGACUUCACCGUCGGAGGUGCCCCAGCAGACGAGGGCAUAUCCUUUCAGAUCUUUCCGGACUCCCACGAGCGGUUCCCCAAACUGUCGAAGCGGCUUCCGUCCAUCGUGGUGGAGCCCUCCGAGAGUGGGGAGGUGGAGAGUGGCGAGCUCCGUUGGCCCCCUGAUGACCCCAGUUCCCCUGACGACGACUCCGGAGAGGUUGAGGCCCAGGCAGUAGGUGGAGAACAGCCCGAAGACGAAGAGCAAGUUGACAGAAUGAUGGGAGGAGUUUAAAACUGACUCUCGCAGUGCUGGCACCAUUCCAGCCGUUAACAAUGAGUUUCUCUAUGAUGGACAGCAGCAAGGAGGAGGGAGGGUCUUCAGGCUAAACCCUUAAUUAAUAGAACCGCCAACACAUUGGUAGACCUCCACACCACUUGGUGGGGCCGAGUCCUGCACGAUUGUCUUAAAUAGCUCUUACGUGCCAAACCUUAGUGGGUAGCUUGCUACUGUAAAUCAAUUGUUGCCUGUUUUACUUUUAUGUUUCACAAUGCCAUUUUUUAUUAAGUUACACCCCUUUCAGAGUUUAUCUGUGAUCUGAAGAUAUUGGAAUUAAAGACAGGAACGCCUCGGUAUAUAAAAUGUUAAUGUAUCUGGCUAUCUUAGACCAAAGUCUAGAACACUGUACUCUUAUGAAAACUGUAUGUAUACUGUAGAUAUACAGAUUUACACAGUGAGCUUGGAAGAGGAGAAUUCAUCAUUGUAUAGCUGUCAGCUUCUGCUCAAAUGCAUGUUAUUGUCUAUUAGUCCUUAUUACAGUUUUGUUUUCCUUUCAAACAACAGGAUUUGAAGCAUCAUUGUAUUACAAAGCACAUGUACUUGAAAAAACACAACUUUCACAUAACUGGUUUUAUUAUUUAAUAUUUUGCCCAAUUUCAUAGCGUGUCUGGGAUUGUUUUUGUUCAUUAAACUUAUAAACGCAACAUGGAAAGUGUUGGUCCCAUGUUUCAUGAGCUGAAAUAAAAGAUCCCAGAAAUUUUC
Molecule: messenger RNA, 1381 nt
Organism: Oncorhynchus gorbuscha (pink salmon)
Lineage: Eukaryota; Metazoa; Chordata; Actinopteri; Salmoniformes; Salmonidae
Exons: 4
Coding region: 323-634 (103 amino acids)
Source: RefSeq, a predicted model, not a curated record